GUACCGUGCGAGACAUGUGUGAAGCGGGGUUGCUCGGCCAUCUGUCCAGAAGGUUGUUCUUUGACGACAGGGAAGGGUAAUCGCCUAGCGCUUGCAGAUGCGGAGGAGCUGCACAAGAAGGUUGAGCGCCUCCGUGCCCGCUCAGCUGCUUUGGAGGACGCCUUGCGUACCCUGCAAGCAGCUGUAUCCGACGAACCACAUCCAUUACUUCUCGAGGAUAGCAUGCAGAUAACAGAGCGGCACAAUGGUUCUCCAACAGAAGGGCCUCUCCUGUCCCGAGAGGAGGAAGAGGUCUUGGAUGCCUUUGGCACAUUGACGCUAGGACUUCGGGGGGAGUCUCGAUUCUUUGGCCAGACAGCUCGAUCUGAGGCACCUACAAGACUCCUGGCUACGUGUACACCGUUCCCUCACCUGUCAAAAGACCUCGUAAAAGAAGCGAACGGAGAGCUAGAUGUCCCUUGCGAUCAUGCUGCUGUGCAAGACGAAGUGCGCGCUUGUCUGCCCACAUUAUCACAGGCGUGCCACCUGUGCGAGAUCUUCAUGGAAUACGGACAGUACUUGUGGUAUCCGAUUCCGCGGAAAGAGCUCUUCGACGACAUCCUGGGUGCCGUCUACCGAUUUCCUGCCCAUACCGGUUCACACAAAGCUUGGCUCCAAAUCGGCCUUGCGGUUAAGCUCGGAUUCAGCGUGCAUGUGAGCAGUUCCCGGUGGAAGCUUGACAGCGAAUCGGGCCAGAGACGAGCUCGUGUCUUCUGGCAGUUAUUCACGUAUGAUACCUGGAUGAGUUUCGGAUUCGGCAGGCCUCCGAGCAUGAGCCUUGCAUUCAUAGACUGCGAAGCGGCGACGGACCCAGAAGAGCGGUAUACCCAGGACGGUCAGCGAGAAUGGGGCUUCCAUGCAUGGAUGUCAAACUACACACGCCUCUUACACACUGUCAUCACCGCCGUGUUCGGUGCCAAGACGCCACAGUACUCGAACGUCAUUGAGUACGACCGCAAGAUCCGCGACUUCCCCAUCCCCGAGCACCUCCGAUCAAAGUGCGGAUACCCGGGAGAGCCGGAGGCGACUGGCGCGUUGUAUUGGCAGCGCUGUCUUGUCAUAACGGCCAAGGAAGCGACUCUCUUGAGCUUGCACCGUGCCUUUUUCACGCGCGCCUUGCACGAACAACCCCAUGAUUUGUUGCGCCACCGAUAUGGCCCGUCGGUCAUGGCUAUCUACCGCUCCGCGUGGAGAAUUAUAGAAGGAGCGAAAGACUGUCUCAAGCGGGCUGCGCCCGUCGCGUCGCGAUUUGGCUACAUCUGGUCAGGUUGCCUAGCCGGAGGGAUCGUGAUGUGCUUGCUGGUCACCCGCGCGCCUACCUCGCCACUUGCAGUAUCUUCGCUGCAGGAGCUGGACGUCUUGUGUGAACUGUUCGAGCAGGCGGCGGGCUCUAGCCAGAUAGCCUCCGGCAACCUGGACGUCGUGCGCAAGCUCCGCCGACAAGGCCAUGAGGUUAUGAGCAAGCCUCGCAUAGCUGGUGGGGAAAUUGUAGUCGACCAAGAGCUCGACCGCCUCGGCGGCAAGACGCACCUUAUCGCCUCGAUAGAAGAUCCGCCCAUUUCCUGCAUGCGCUCAAACGCGCUUAACGGACGUACAAGCGGGCAGCCAUCCUCGUCUACUACACCCUCGAUGACUACACCCUCAAUGACGCCUCAAUACUCCGCGCCGUCACCGCUGGUCUCGGUGGAAAGCAUCCACCCGACGAUCAUGCAGGACCUGCGUGUUUUCGAGGGCAUCAGCACUGCAGACCUUGCGCAGUACAACCUGGACAUGUCCCUGUCGGAGCAGGUGCCCUUGUACACGCCCGCGCCGGACAUUUUCGAGGAGCUCUUUGGUCCGCAGGCCCUCGCUAUUGAGCCGGAGGCCUCCGGAGGGCCGCCCAUACUUGAUUCCACAUGGCAGUCAUUUGUGGAGCAACUCGGUUUUUGA
This is a messenger RNA of Postia placenta MAD-698-R-SB12, 1968 nucleotides long. RefSeq lists its product as hypothetical. The record is from RefSeq and is a predicted model, not a curated record. Gene Ontology annotation, biological process: DNA-templated transcription. NCBI's taxonomy places the organism in Eukaryota, Fungi, Basidiomycota, Agaricomycetes, Polyporales, Adustoporiaceae. Gene Ontology annotation, molecular function: zinc ion binding; DNA binding. The transcript has 12 exons. The annotation marks the transcript as partial.